GAUGGAAAAGCCUUGGUGUUGAGAAAGAACAAAAAAAGAAAAAACCCUAAAAAUUAGGCGUUUGCAGCUAUGGGACUGAGGACAGUCGCAGCAAGAUUAGGGUUACAAUUAGCGAGUGCAAGGAAGGAUCCGAAGCAGAAAUUGAUGAUGAUCAAGAAAAUUAGCAGCAGCAGCCUUUCACAGUUUAUGAGAAGAUCCAGUAGUUUAGCAAGGGCAGCAGAUAAAUGGGAGAAGAAGGGUAUGAAAUCGGAAUCGGAAAUGGAAUUGGAAUUGAAUAAGGAGAAGACUGUAUACUUGUGUUUCUUUGAGUGGAGUCAAUGCGGUGCUGUUGAAUACCUGAAUCAAGUUAUUCGCCCCAUCAAAUUGAGCCAGGUUAAUAGUAAUGAUGAUGCUGAUGAUGAUAUUGCCGGGGAGUUGCGCGAAGCAGCUUAUAAGAGGUCCAAGGUUAAUUUAUGGUAUUCCAAUUGCAGUCGCUUCGGCUCCCAAAUUCUUGUCGCCGGUGGCCGUAGAAGGCCCCCGCCAGACAUUAUGGGUCCUGCUAUUGCCCGUAGAGAUAUUUAUUGGUUUGACACGGCCCAGGGGAAAUUCCAGGUUUCCUCCCCAACGAAAACCAAAAUCAAGAGCUUCUCAACUGGUAAACAAGCCGUGCUGUUGGGGGAGCUGAACCGCAAACUCUAUUGCAUCGAGAACGACCCCUUUAGCACGACUCCUCCCUCUCAGCCUUUUCAGGUAUUGGACCCCGAAAACGACCUCAAGUGGCGGUCUCUGGAAGCGCCUCCCUUUAUCCGCGGCCAAGAGUCGGAGGACUUCACUGCGUCUUUUUUUGGAGGGGAGCAACAAAAUCUUAGGUUGGGUGUGGCAGCAGCCUGGAGUGUUUUGCUUUGAUGACACCAAGCCUGAAAAUGGAUGGAUAGAGUCACCUUCUUGUCUAGGAAACAGCCUUCCCUUUCUUGACCAUGGGCAUUUCUUCGUCCGCCACCAUCAUCCCAAUCUUGGUGCUUUCAACAUAAUGUUUCACUAUCAUUCCAGACAAUGCACCUCUCCUUGUAUCCACCUUUUUUCAUGCCAAACAACUGUGAUUCUUUCCAUCCUAUCAACAAACCUCUUCAGCUGCCAGAAUUGUGUUAUGAAUUUCGAGAGGAUGAGUAUGAUGACACCUUCUCUAUCGAUUUUCAAUUUGUCCAUCUCGGAGCUAAAAAAGUAUGCCUUGUUUUGCACAAAUUCUUCUUCCCAUCAACAGGGAAGGUUCAAUGUGGAAACAUGGGGAGUCUUCUUCUCAUAACAUUUGAAUAUGACGUUAUUAGUAAUACUAUUGUCGACUCCAAAUCCACCUUGGAGAUCCAGACCUGAUUUCGCGGGACCCACCGCCGUCGAUACUUUAUCAGGCAGCUGCGUAAACCAGAUUAUACAUGGACCAACACAUCAUGCCUAACUGGUGCAUUUCUGAUCUAACCAUCUGAAACCUCCAUGUAAUUUGCAAGGAAAAUGUUAGAAUUUUGCUAGAAGCAGUCCUGAAGAUGGAUGAAUUCAUGUUUACUAGGCCCAUUUUGUGAAAGUUGAUGGACUAUUCAUUCUGUACUCAUCUGAUUAUGAUCGG
Rosa chinensis is the source of this 1597-nucleotide messenger RNA. RefSeq lists its product as uncharacterized. The record is from RefSeq and is a predicted model, not a curated record. The transcript is spliced from 2 exons. NCBI's taxonomy places the organism in Eukaryota, Viridiplantae, Streptophyta, Magnoliopsida, Rosales, Rosaceae. Bases 70 to 885 code for a protein of 271 amino acids.